Molecule: messenger RNA, 1392 nt
Organism: Auxenochlorella protothecoides
Lineage: Eukaryota; Viridiplantae; Chlorophyta; Trebouxiophyceae; Chlorellales; Chlorellaceae
Product: DNA polymerase delta small subunit
Exons: 6
Coding region: 1-1392 (463 amino acids)
Biological process (GO): DNA strand elongation involved in DNA replication; DNA replication
Cellular component (GO): delta DNA polymerase complex
Molecular function (GO): DNA binding
Source: RefSeq, a predicted model, not a curated record
AUGGAGGUGGAGGGACCUGCCUCAAAGUCCGUGACCUGGGGAAGGGAGCCCCUGACCCGGGCCACAGCCUCGUACACCCUGCACGACGACCGAUUCCAGCUGCAGCAGCGAGUGUACGAUCGGCAAUUCGCCCAGCUGUACUUUUACCGACUCCUGAAGCUGCGCCCCGCCGUGUCAGCCUCCGCCAAAAGGCGCUGGCCCUCAUGCACAGAGGUGCGAGUGAUCGACGCCGUGGAGGAUGUGGACUGCGUGCUGGUGGGCACGCUGUACAAGGAGAUGAAGCUGAAGCCGAGCAUCCUGGACGAGUAUGUCAAGGACAAGACCACCCAGCAGCACCUCGGCCGCACCCGCUUCACCUCGCCCGACGACAAGCUGGUGCUGGAGGAUGAGGGAGCUCGCAUCGUGCUCACCGGGCCGGUGGUGCCCACCGCCUCCCUGGUCACGGGGGUGGUGGCCUCGGUGCGGGGCCGCAUACUGCCCAGCGGCGAGUUCUGCGUGUCGGAAAUCUGCUAUGCGGAGCUGGGGGCGCAGCCCGUGGCACCCCCGCCCCUAUCCCUGCAUUCCCCUGGCUCGGGGCCACAGGUCACCCGCGCCCCCGCAAGGUACAUCGCGUUGACCUCCGGGCUGGGGAUUGGGGAUGCGGGCGCCGAUCCGCUGCCGCUGCAGCUGAUGGUGGACUACCUGACGGGGGCGCUGGGGGGCAGGGAGGAGCAGACCCUGGCGUCGGGGGUGGUGCGCAUGGUCAUAGCCGGCGGCCUGCUGGCCUCCAGCGCCGCGCUGGCGCGGGCGGGGACCUACGCCGAUGCGCGCACGCGUGAGGGCGCGCUGGCGGGCCUGCGCGACGCCGACGCGGCGCUGAGUCAGCUCGCGGCGGCCCUCCCCCUGGACGUGAUGCCGGGGGAGGCCGACCCCGCCAACGCAUCGCUGCCGCAGCAGGCGCUGCACCGCGCGCUGCUGCCGUGGGCCGCGGCCGCCGGCGAGGGCCUGGUGCGCGCCAGCAACCCCCACGAGUUCGACGUAGAGGGCGUGCGUUUCCUGGGCCUGUCGGGGCAGAACGUGGACGACGUGGUCAGGUACGCGGAGCUGGACGACCGGACGGAGGUGCUGGAGUGGAUGCUGAGGUGGCGGCACAUGGCGCCCACCUCGCCAGACACGCUGGCCGCCUACCCCUUCCACGACCGCGACCCCUUCGUGCUGGACACCUGCCCCCACGUCUUCUUCGCGGGGAACCAGCCGGAGUUCGGGACGCGGAUGGUGACAGGAGAGGCGGGGCAGAGGGUGCGUGUCGUCUCCGUGCCGGCCUUCUCGGCCUCGCCAUGCCUGGUGCUGGUGAAUCUCGACACCCUGGCCUGCCACCCCAUCUACUUUAACGCCGAGUCCAUGGACACAUGA